AUGGACAGCUCCCAGGAGCCCCCAAACAACGGCACCCCGGGGCCUUUCGACGGCCCCCAGUGGCCCCACCAGGCCCCCAGGGCCACCUACCUGGCGGUGGCCGUGCUGAUGGGGCUCGUGGUGGCCUCGGCCUCGGCGCUCAACGGCCUGGUCAUCGUGGUGUCCGUCAGGCACAAGAAGCUGCGCUCGCCCCUCAACUACAUCCUGGUGAACCUGGCGGCGGCCAACCUGCUGGUGACGCUCUGCGGCAGCUCCGUCAGCCUCUCCAACAACAUCAGCGGCUUCUUCGCGUUUGGGGAGCGGCUCUGCCAGCUGGAGGGCUUCAUGGUGUCCCUGACAGGCAUCGUGGGGCUGUGGUCCCUGGCCAUCCUGGCCUUGGAGAGGUACCUGGUGGUCUGCAGACCCCUGGGAGAGUUUCGGUUCCAGCACCGGCACGCUGCCAGUGGCUGUGCCUUCACCUGGGGCUGGUCCCUGCUCUGGACAACCCCACCACUCCUGGGCUGGAGCAGCUACGUGCCUGAAGGCCUGAGGACCUCCUGCGGGCCCAACUGGUACACGGGCGGCAGCAACAACAGCAGCUACAUCCUGGCCUUGUUUGUCACCUGCUUUCUGAUGCCCCUCAGCCUGAUCCUCUUCUCCUACACCAACCUGCUGCUGACCCUGCGGGCGGCCGCGGCGCAGCAGCGGGAGUCGGACACGACGCAGCAGGCGGAGAGGGAGGUGACGCGCAUGGUGGUGGCCAUGGUGGUGGCCUUCCUCACCUGCUGGCUGCCCUACACCACCUUUGCGCUGGUGGUGGCCACCACCAAGGACAUUGUCGUCCAGCCAACCCUGGCGUCCCUGCCCUCCUACUUCUCCAAGACGGCCACGGUUUACAACCCCAUCAUCUACGUCUUCAUGAACAAACAGUUCCAGAGCUGCCUGCUGGGAAUGCUGUGCUGUGGUUACCACCCCCGGGGGAUGGGGAAAACCUCUCCAGCGGCCCCCGGUCCCCAGGCCGCUGCAGAGAGGCUGAGGAACAAGGUGACACCAUCCCACGCCGUGUGA
Hirundo rustica (Barn swallow) is the source of this 1047-nucleotide messenger RNA. Its product is annotated as pinopsin. Gene Ontology annotation, cellular component: membrane; photoreceptor outer segment. Gene Ontology annotation, biological process: G protein-coupled receptor signaling pathway; phototransduction; visual perception. The record is from RefSeq and is a predicted model, not a curated record. Bases 1 to 1047 code for a protein of 348 amino acids. The transcript is spliced from 5 exons. NCBI's taxonomy places the organism in Eukaryota, Metazoa, Chordata, Aves, Passeriformes, Hirundinidae. Gene Ontology annotation, molecular function: G protein-coupled receptor activity.